Molecule: messenger RNA, 3231 nt
Organism: Petromyzon marinus (sea lamprey)
Lineage: Eukaryota; Metazoa; Chordata; Hyperoartia; Petromyzontiformes; Petromyzontidae
Gene: ATP2C1
Product: ATPase secretory pathway Ca2+ transporting 1
Biological process (GO): calcium ion transport
Cellular component (GO): membrane
Molecular function (GO): P-type calcium transporter activity; ATP hydrolysis activity; ATP binding
Source: RefSeq, a predicted model, not a curated record
CGCAUGGAAUCGAAUCUACCACUGCUCUCGGUCUCGUGUCGCGCGACACGGCGAAGUGGAGCGGCGGCGAUCCCCGGGGGCUGACCGAGACACGCGGCCCCAGAGACCUCCACCACCUCUACCACCGCCUCCGCCGGAGCCGCCGCACACCGCCCGACCGCUCGCACCGGGCCCUGCCACCGGUCCCCGUGGUGGGGAGAGACGUCGGCGGCCGCCGGGGAAAGACCGAGCCGAGCCGAGGUGGUCCGCGCCCCGGUGCGAUGCGGGGCCUCGGCGCUCGGAUAGACGCUCGCCCGGGACCGCGCGGCCUUCCGCGGCCUCUGUGAGCAGCAUGGCAGGGGGUCUGGCCCGGCUUGUCGGCCUUGCGAAGCGCGCUGUGGCCUCGUGGGGACCGCGGGGAGCUGAACAGGCAGGGGGCGGAGGAGCGGGCGGCUUACGCAAGGACAAGCCAGACGAGCCUGGACUUGGCAAGAAUGAGACCAUGAUCCGCGUUCUGCCAUCCAAGGAGGCGGCGGCGCUGGCGGUGGACGAGGUGGCGUGCAUGCUGCAGGCAAGCCUCCAGAGCGGGCUAGCCACCAGCGAAGUGCUGCACAGGAGGGCCUACCACGGCUGGAACGAGUUUGAGAUAAACGAGGAGGAGCCGCUAUGGAGGAAGUACAUUUCCCAGUUCAAGAACCCCCUGAUUCUGCUGCUGCUCUCUUCGGCCGUCAUCAGCGUCCUCAUGAAUCAGAUCGACGACGCGGUCAGCAUCACUGUGGCGAUCGUUAUCGUCGUGACGGUCGCGUUCGUGCAGGAAUACAGGUCGGAGAAGUCGCUCGAAGAGCUGAACAAGCUGGUCCCACCCGAGUGCCACUGCGUCCGCGAAGGCCGCAUGGAAAAGCUGCUGGCGCGUGAGCUGGUGCCGGGCGACACCGUCACGCUCUCCGUGGGCGACCGUGUCCCCGCCGACCUUCGCCUCUAUGAGUCGAUCGACCUGUCCAUCGACGAGUCGAGCUUCACCGGCGAGACGGAGCCCAGCAGAAAGACGACGUCCACCGUGGCGCGGGGCCUCAACGGCGACAUGGCGGCGCGCACCAACAUCGCCUUCAUGGGCACGCUGGUGCGCUGCGGCAAGGGCAAGGGAAUUGUCAUUGGGACUGGCGAGAAUUCGGAGUUUGGAGAAGUCUUCAAGAUGAUGCAAGCUGAGGAGGCCCCGAAGACCCCGCUGCAGAAGAGCAUGGACCGGCUGGGCAAGCAGCUCUCCUUCUACUCCCUGUGCAUCAUCGGUUUGAUCAUGCUCAUCGGGUGGCUGCAAGGCAAGCACAUCCUGGACAUGUUCACCAUCGGCGUCAGCCUGGCGGUGGCCGCCAUCCCCGAGGGCCUCCCGAUCGUGGUGACGGUGACGCUGGCGCUCGGGGUCAUGCGUAUGGCCAAGAAGAGAGCCAUCGUCAAGAAGCUGCCCACCGUGGAGACUCUGGGCUGCUGUACGGUGAUUUGCUCGGACAAGACGGGGACGCUGACCAAGAACGAGAUGACCGCGACGCACAUCUGUACGGCGGACGGGUUGCACGCAGAGGUGACCGGCGUGGGCUACAACGUGGACGGGGAGGUGCGGGUGGAGGGGGAGAUCGUGCACGGCUACUCCCACGCGUCCAUCGCCAGCGUUGUCGAGGCCGGGUGCAUCUGCAACGACGCCAUCAUCCGCAGCGACAAGGCCCUGAUGGGGCAGCCCACGGAGGGCGCCCUGCUCGUGCUCGCCAUGAAGAUGGGCCUGGCGGACGUACGGGGAGAGUACAUCAGGAGGAGGGAGAUCCCCUUCAGCUCCGAGCAGAAGUGGAUGGCGGUGAAGUGCGUGCACAAGACAAAGCAGUGCGGUGCGCAGGACAAGGCGGAGGUCUACUUCGUGAAGGGCGCAUUCGAGCGCGUCAUCGACAUGUGCUGCUCCUUCCGUGGCCAGGGGCACACGCUGCCGCUGUCCGCCCAGCAGCUGGUGCUCUACAAGCAGGAGGAGACCUACAUGGGCGCCAGCGGCCUACGCGUGCUGGCCAUGGCCUCGGGGCCCGAGCUGGGCCAGCUGACCUUCCUGGGCCUCGUGGGCAUCAUCGACCCCCCGCGGCCCGGCGUGCGCAAGUCCGUCGCCAUCCUCGUCUCCUCGGGCGUCUCCGUCAAAAUGGUCACCGGCGACUCCAUGGAGACCGCCGUCGCCAUAGCCAACCGCCUCGGGCUGUCCUCCAAUGGCGGCGGAGCCGCCAUCUCCGGGGAGGAGAUGGACCUGAUGGAGACGACGCAACUCUCCCAGAUCAUCCGCAAGGUGUCCGUGUUCUACCGAGCUAGCCCCAGGCACAAGCUCAAGAUCGUAAAGGCGCUGCAGAAGAACGGGGAGGUGGUGGGGAUGACGGGCGACGGGGUGAACGACGCCGUGGCGCUCAGGGCCGCGGACAUCGGCGUGGCGAUGGGACGCAGCGGCACGGACGUGUGCAAGGAGGCGGCCGACAUGAUCCUCGUCGACGACGACUUCUACACCAUCAUGUCCGCCAUCGAGGAAGGGAAGGGCAUCUUCUACAACAUCAAGAACUUUGUGAGAUUUCAGCUGAGCACGAGCAUCGCCGCCCUGACUCUAAUCACCCUGGCGACGCUCAUGAACUUCCCCAACCCGCUCAACGCCAUGCAGAUCCUGUGGAUCAACAUCAUCAUGGACGGGCCGCCCGCCCAGAGUCUGGGCGUGGAGCCUGUCGACAAGGACGUGAUCCGGCAGCCUCCGAGAAACGUUAAGGACAGCAUCCUCACCCGCAGCCUCAUCUCCAAGAUCCUCAUCUCCGCCAUCAUCAUCGUCUCGGGAACCCUCUUCGUGUUUUGGAGGGAGCUUCAGGACAACAUGAUCACGCCCCGGGACACCACCAUGACUUUCACCUGCUUCGUCUUCUUCGACAUGUUCAACGCCCUGAGCUCGCGAUCGCAGACCAAGUCGGUGUUCGAGAGCGGCUUCUUCAGCAACCGCAUGUUCUGCUACGCGGUGGGGGGCAGCAUCAUGGGGCAGAUGGCCGUCAUCUACUUCCCACCCCUGCAGCAGGUGUUCCAGACGGAGAACCUCAGCGCAGUGGAUCUGCUCUUCCUGCUGGGGCUGACGUCGACCGUGUGGAUCGCGUCGGAGGUGAUGAAGGCGGUGGAGCGGAGGAGGUUGUUCUCCCGCAAGCACGACGGGGGGGGAUCCUUCCUUGAAGUGUGAUCCCAGCCGGCGGGGUGGGGGGAGGU